AUAAAUGGCGGCACCGCGCGAUUCCGGAAGAGUCCGAUUGUCCUUUCGCAGGGGUGGAAGUCUCCAGGCAGCGAGGACCGACGCCUUCCGUGUGCCAUCUGCGCUGUCAGGACGCGGGGGCAUCUGUCCCGCUGGCGCCCGGGGCUGCGUGGGGUCGGCGGGCCGCGCUCAGGGCUUGUCAGCGUCUCUGCAGACCCCUGGUCAUGCCACAUCAGCUAGGCUGCAGUAUUCAAAUGAUACCACAGCUGGCUUCUUCCCAGCAGCUCUGCUCAGAGCUUGCAUUCACCCACCCAGCUUCCAGCCCCUGAGGAAAUCAGAUCUGCCAGCAAGAGAGACCACCCAGCUUCCAGCCCCUGAGGAAAUCAGAUCUGCCAGCAAGAGAGACCGAGAGUGGAAACCAGAGAGGACAUGCCUGCUGACAUGAGCUUCUGCCUGAAGCCCCAGGGCCUGGGAGCAGAGGAGCAGAAUGGGCGUUGUGAGAGAUUGGUAUCGUUUGAAGAUGUGACCAUGGACUUCAGCUGGGAGGAGUGGCAGCAGCUGGACCCUGUCCAGAGACGCCUGUACCAGGAGGUGAUGCUGGAGAUCUACAGCCACCUCUUGUCAGUGGGGUAUCUCAUUCCCAGCCCAGAGGUCAUCUUCAGGAUGAAGAAAGGAAAGGAGGCACUGAUAGAGCAGGCUGAAUUGCCACAUCAGAGGUAUUGGUGUCAAGAAGGGGAAUCAGAGCUUGACACCCUCCCACAGGAAGUUUCUGAGAAAGCUUCAAUUCAAAAGGACGUGGCAAGUGAAGUCACAAGAGAUGGUUCCUGGUGUUCCAUUUUAGAACUGUGGCAGGAUGCUGACCUUACACAGAGAGACCAGGAAAACCUGAUCCCAUGCUGGAGACCUGGUGCUUUCCUCAGCAUGAAAACACUGAGCACAAAAGGGGGCUGGAAAUGUAAUGAGCCAGAGAAAGUCAUUCCUUUGGGGCCCCACCUCAUUUCUACACAAAAGGGAUCUACAAAAUGUUGGUCACCUUCAAAAUGUUUGAAACCUAGCUUAGAAGCAAACGGCAGAAAUCAAAGCAAUGUUACAAAACAGCCUCGUGACCUUGUUACUUCUGGUCAACUUUUCACACAUGGACCUUCUAAUACCAACUGUGUGAUUACCCAUAAAGGAGGAGAAUCAUACAAAGGUAAUGAGUUUGGAAAAGUUAACUGUAAACAACCACUUAAGCAGCAUGAAAAUCAUUGUUCUCAGGGGAAACUAGGGGAAUGUACUGAAUGUGGGAAGGUCUUCACUGGCGGGUCUGCUUUUCUUAAGCAUCAGCUGAUCCCCACCAGGGAGAGACCUUUUGUCUGUCACAAAUGUGGGAUGGAUUUUCUCCAGAAAUCUGAGUUGAAAACCCAUCAAAGAACUCACAGAAGGGAAAAGAAGCAUUAUGAGUGUCCUGACUGUGGGAAAUCCUUCACGCGUAUAUCCCAUCUGCAGUUACAUAAUAGAAUCCACACUGGGGAGAAGCCUUAUGAAUGUCCUGACUGUGGGAAAUGGUUCCGUCGCACAUCCCACCUGCAGGUGCAUCAUCGGAUUCACACUGGGGAGAAGCCCUACAAAUGCCGUGACUGUGAGAAAUCGUUCAGUAAUAGAACCCACCUGAAGGUGCAUCAUCGGAUUCACACUGGGGAGAGACCUUAUGUGUGUUCUGAAUGCGGGAAGGCCUUCAACCAGAAGUCAAUCCUCAGCACGCACCAGAGAAUUCACACAGGGCAGAAACCCUACAAAUGCAAUGACUGUGGGAAAGCCUUUUCUGCCAAGGCCCAACUCCAAGUGCACGAGCGAAUUCACACAGGCGAGAAACCUUACAUUUGCACUGAAUGUGGGAAGGCCUUCAGUGCCAGGUCAGGCUUCCAUACACAUAAGAUAACUCACACUCGGGAGAGACCUUUUGUUUGUCAAAAAUGUGGGAAGUCCUUCCUCCUGAGGUCAGAGCUGACAUCCCAUCAACGAAUUCACAAUGGAGAAAAGCCUUUUGAAUGCCAUGACUGUGGGAAAUCCUUCAGCAAAACAUCCCAACUGAAGGUGCAUCAUAGAAUUCACACAGGAGAGAGACCUUAUGUGUGUUCUGAAUGUGGGAAGACCUUCAGCUGGAAAUUAUCCUUCAAUCUACACAUGAAAAUUCACACUGGAGAAAAACACCAUAUAUGCAGUGAGUGUGGGAAAGCCUUCAGUCAGAAGUCAGUACUUAUAACACACCAGAGGAUUCACACUGGGGAGAAGCCGUACAAAUGCAGUGACUGUGGGAAAGCCUUGAUUUCUAAGGGCCAACUCCAAGAUCACCAGCGAGUUCACACGGGUGAGAAACCAUAUGUGUGCAGUAAGUGUGGGAAGGCCUUCAGUAGCAGGUCAUCUUUGCAUAGGCAUCAGGUAACACACUAGGGAGAAACCAUUUGCCACAAAUGUGGAAGUCAGCAUUGGUGUCAGCAGCCUCACAUUAGAGAGAAGUCUUAGGAAUGCUAUGACUGGGAAACUGUCACACAUAGCAGCUGGAGGUGCCCCACCAUGCACAUGAGGAGAAAUGUUACCAGUGCAGCCACUGUGAGUCAACAGUGUAUCCCAGCUAAAGGUGCGUCAUCAGAUUUGUUUCAUGUAGAGACCUAAUGUGUAUUCUGAAUUUGGAAGACAGCUAUGCUGAACACUAUAAUACCACAAACGCACUGCUAUUUUGAAUUUAGGAAGACCUUUUGCCAGAGAUUUCACAUAGGAGAGUUGACUGACAAAUGUAGUGGCCACAGAAAAUUCUUCAGUCACACAUCCCAGCUGAAAGGGGAUCAGCAAAUUUACACAACCGAGAAACCCUAUGUGUGCACUGGAUGUGGAAAGGUCUUCUAAGCAAAAAUUAAUACUCAAUGCAUUAGAGAGUCAUAAGGAAGAUUAGUCUUAUCAGUGCCAUAACGAGAAAUCAUUUAUUAAUGCAGCCCAACUGAAAGUGAAUUGUAAAUUUCAUAUCAAUGGGAAACUUUAUGUGAGUUCUGAAUGCAGAAAGGCCUUCGACAGUAGGUCAGAUUGUAAUAGACACAAAGUAACUCAUUCAAGAAACAGUUCUUACUGGAAUCCCAGGUGAGUUUGAGAGUUUAGAAAGCUCACCUCCAAGCUUACUGAUAUAAGUUGAGGUGGUGAGUGAGGGGGCAGUUGGGCAGAUUCUCUUCACUGAUGUCCAUUGGGUGGACCUCCCUGGUGAGGCAUUCUGGAUAGGAGACCUGGAUCAACAAGGACCACUUUUUUUUUUCACCUGUGGCCUGUCUUGUUAGGAGGAGCAAAAAUGGGUGAAGUUUUGAUGGUGAUGGUCUUGGUAAAGGAAUGCACCCACAACUAGUGGAUCAACCCCAAGAAAUGACUACAGGAGCCCCUAUGAUGUUCCAUUCUUGGAAAGGACUCAGAAGAUCAUGCUCAUUGAAAGCCUCCCACUUUUCCUUGAGGUCUCACAGGUCUAGUCUCUUGUACCCAGACUUCUCUGAUUAGCUUUGUAGAUGGCAGAGGGAAACCAGAAAAAGAGGCUGGCCCAAGGGCAUUCAAUGCCACACUGCUUUUAUGAAGGUGGUGGCUACCUUGGAUAAGUGUCCAACCUCUUGAUCCUCUCCAGGGCCUCUGGUAACACUAGACAUGAGCUCUGCUGCUCCUCUAGGGAGUAACUUGGAGUAAGCGUCUGUGUUGUCUAUAGAGUAGGAUCAGCCUUGGCCUGUGCUCAGACGGGCAGCACACGCAGGUCAGGUUGUAAUGCAAGUUCAGCAUUUGAUACUAGAACUAGACCAGAUUCUUUAACAUCCCUAGCAUCCACACGGAGGAUCCCACACCAUGUGUGCAUGCUCCCCUCCCCCACUGAGCCCCAGGUAUCCCCUAGUGGUUUCUACAACUCAUUGAUUCGUCUCCUGCAUAACCCAGCCUGGAUGUGGCCGACUGCAUGACCUCCUCAUCACAGUAGGCAUUCUCUGAGGGAAAACUUUAGGAUUCCCCUUAGUACUAAGUCCCCAGUAUCCAGCUUUGGGUGCCUGACCCAUACCUCCUCCAUGUCACCCAAGGAAGGGCAGAAUCAGAAAAGCAGGGUCUUGACCUUUCUGGUGACCAUAGGCCUUGUUUUUCCUGUGGAAUGAUGGACUGUGCUGGACUCACUUGCUAGCCAUAGCCUUUGUCUAAGCUGUAGGAUUGGACAUAGUCCUCCAGACCUGCUUUCGUCCGUGGGUGUGGGGCCUCAUCAGCCUAGGCCUCCUCACACCCUGAGCGUCUUACAGCUGUACAGAGAAGACAUAACUUCCUUUUUAAUUUUUUGAGGUAGUCUCACUCUAGCUCAGGCUGACCUGGAAUUCACUAUGUAGUCUCAGCCUCAAACUCACAGCAUUCCUCCUACCUACUCUUGAGUGCUGUGAUUACAGAUGUGCACCACCAUGCCCAGCUAAGUUUUUUUCCUUUUAUCAAAAUUAAAACUUACCAAUUCACACUGUCAAGAGAAUGAAAUGGUCAUCCACUGAACUGCAGAAACAUUUUAAAUCAUCAAUGUGAUAAAAGUCUAAUAUCCCACAUACAGAAAGAGCUCUUGUAGUUCAAAAUUAUUAAAAAAAACAAAAACACUACAAACUAUUGGGGGAAUAAAACA
Jaculus jaculus (lesser Egyptian jerboa) is the source of this 4624-nucleotide messenger RNA. Its product is annotated as zinc finger protein 175-like. The coding region runs from base 409 to 2412 and encodes 667 amino acids. Gene Ontology annotation, biological process: negative regulation of transcription by RNA polymerase II. The transcript has 5 exons. Gene Ontology annotation, molecular function: DNA-binding transcription repressor activity, RNA polymerase II-specific. Lineage: Eukaryota; Metazoa; Chordata; Mammalia; Rodentia; Dipodidae. The record is from RefSeq and is a predicted model, not a curated record.